AAGAAUUCCAAGAUGCAUCCUCAGCAACAACAGAACUCGAAGCAAUAAUAGAGAAAAUAAAAACGCUGACGGAUAACUGGGAAAAGAGUCAGUGUAAACAAAAUGAGACAAUGGUCACUCUAGAGAAAGAGAAAAAACUCAGACGCGACCAGCUGAAAACUGCUCAGGAGUCAUACCGUGCCACUGUAAAGAGAUUUGACCUCUCAGUGAAGACGAUCACUGACCUUACGGAUAAAAUUGAAGGAUACCAGGAUGCUUCAUGUAAAAUGCAAAAUAGUCUUGAAUGCAGGCAAAAACUCAAAGCAUCACUUCAAAGUGAUUUUAAUAGGCUUGAGAAUAAAAACAAAUCAGCUGCUCAUGUAAUGAGCCUCUUGCAGUCUAAUGUUGAUGGCUACAAACAACGAACACAGCGAUCCGUGCAGACACACACGGCUCAUAUUACAGCAAGAAAAAAGCAAAUGGAAGAAAGCAAGGAUGCACUAAAAACUGCACUGGAGCUGAACAAACGGUUGGCAAAUGACUACAGACGUUUAAGGAAGACCCUCCCGGAGGCCAAAAAAGAGGCUUUUUUAAUGCAGAGCAAGAAAAGACAAGCAGAGGAAACAUUUAAUUAUUACACACAAAGCGCUUUGUUGCAGAAGAGGAUGCACAAAGAUUUGGAAUACUUAGGACAACGCGCCCUCAACAGCCAGGCUAAACUGGAUCGGUGGGAACAAGAGACCAACGAGAAAAUAAAAGCAGCCGAGGAGAAUUUGUCGAAAGAUAUUGAGCUCAUCGCAUCAUUUCGGGAAUCCCUGACAGAUGACUGGACCAAGACAGAUACCACGGACAAUGCUUCGGGUCAAGAGCAAGCCAGCUCAGAUGCUGCCGGAUUAAAUGAGUAG
Cololabis saira (Pacific saury) is the source of this 884-nucleotide messenger RNA. RefSeq names its product myosin heavy chain, non-muscle-like. The transcript is spliced from 7 exons. Lineage: Eukaryota; Metazoa; Chordata; Actinopteri; Beloniformes; Belonidae. The coding region runs from base 111 to 884 and encodes 257 amino acids. The record is from RefSeq and is a predicted model, not a curated record.